AUGGUGGAACACGGCGGUUUGGACAUCAUGUGUCUGAACAAGAACUGCCACAGCUCCUCGUCGUCGACGAGCUCCGACCAAGACAAGAAGAUCUUCACCAAACUAAAACUCAACUUGUCAGCUGAUUAUCCGAGGAAGAACGCGGAGUUUCUGAGCGGGCAGUACGGGACCAACCUGCUGCUGAUCGGCGUGGCGCUGAUGCUGGCCAUCGCGCACCACGACCAGUCCGUCGAGGAACGGCACCUGCUGUCCUUCGCCACCUGCCUCAUGAUCCUUCAGCUGAUCUGGAUGAUGUGGUACAUCCUGGCGCGGCAUAGGCAGAAAAACACACGCACCGAGAGAGAUGUAAAUGCCACCACAUGCUGGAUUAGAGGUGGUUUGACUCUCCUUGCUGUCCUCUCACUGAUUAUGGACACCCUCCGAAUCGGGUAUUAUGUUGGCUAUAGGUCUUGUGUGUCGGCUGUGCUCGCGGUAUAUCCUGUCAUCCAUGCAACCCACACCAUUGCACAGGUGCAUUUUCUCUGGUUUCACAUUAAAGAUGUCAUCAAGAGCUUUGAAACAUUUGAGAGAUUUGGUGUAAUCCAUGCAGUCUUUACCAACCUCCUCUUGUGGUGCAAUGGCGUGAUGUCAGAGGCUGAGCACUUCAUGAACAAGCACAUCAGAAGACUUUCUGCCCUGGGAUAUGAAAACCUCACUAUAGAGUACUCAAAGCCACAAUGUAACUGCACCACGAGUACGUGCUCGCUGUUCUCUAAGAGCCUCAUGUACCUCUUCCCCUUCAACAUCGAGUACCAUAUCUUUGUCUCUGCAUUGCUUUUCGUCAUGUGGAAGAACAUUGGACGGACCAUUGACCUCUCUGCAAACAGAAAAAGUCUGGUUACCAAAAGCCAGGGCUUGACUGUGGGUCCUUUUCUGGGGCUACUUGCACUUGCCAGCACUAUUGGAAUACUGGUGGUCUAUAUUACCCGUAUAGAGGGGCCCCUUGAAAUCCGCCAGUCAGCUAUUUCCAUGUUCUACAUUUAUGGCAUUACCAUGCUGGUGGUAAUGUGUUUUUCCGGUGCCUCAGGUCUGCUCAUAUACCGAGCAAACCACAUGCCACUGGACACAUCCAAGAACCCCUCGAGACAGCUGGACACGGAGCUGCUGUUUGGAUCCUCCAUAGGUUCUUGGUUCAUGUCAUGGUGCAGUAUAGUGGCUGUGCUGAGCAGUAGCAGCAACCCCCCCUUCCGCUGGACCAGCCUAAUCUACUCUAUACUUAUCGUUUUGGAGAAAUAUGUCCAGAACCUCUUCAUCAUCGAGUCCCUUUAUCGCCAGCAAGAGAGCGUUGGGACGGCGGAUCCGGAGUUGCCGGCCGCUCCGGAGGUCUUUUCAGUGACUUCCUCUCUGGCUCCACCCUUCAAUGGCAUCAUCAACAGAGCUUACGAGGCUGCCGACAGGUCCUGCAUCUCCAUGGAGAAGGAGCAGGAGGAGAGCGGACAAGUGUACAAAUGUCAGCGAAAGCAUUCGGAAGUGCCCCUACAUGUGGAAAGUCAGCCCGUGGAGCCCCUAAAUAUGAAGAGGCUGGUCCUAAAGAACAUUGCUAUUUUGAUGAUCAUGUGCAACAUUUCGUUGUGGAUCCUUCCUGCCUUUGGCUGCAGGCCACAAUACGACAAUGGCCUGGAGCAGGAGACAUUUGGUUUCACUACAUGGACCACUGUUCUCAACUUUGCCAUUCCUCUGAACCUUUUCUAUCGUAUGCACUCAGUAGCCUCCCUCUUUGAGGUGUUCCGACGAGUCUGACAGAAAAGCAAUUGAGUGACAUUGCCAAAGAGCGCGCACACGGACACCUGUCAACACAAGCUCACAAGUGUCUCCCAAGGCAGCCAGGGUCACUUUGUGACAGACUUCAGAGCAAGCCAUCGAGAAAAUGUGGUCCCCAGUUCUGAGUGGGGAGUGGAUGACAAACAUAUUAGCCUGAGUUCCUUGAAGAAUCCCCCUGUGUAACAGGAGGCUUACUAGAGGCGGCGCUGAAAUCAUUAUCAUUAUUAUAGCGGGGCCAUUUGUACUUUUGUUCUGUUCUCACAUUUCAGGAUGUUUUAUACUAGUUUAAUCAUAAGCAAUAGGGAACUUUAUGCUUGAUCUGAGGUGCACAUUUUGUACUAUUUCAUUUAAGUGAGCAGGAUAGACUACUGACUUGAUUACAUGAUCUGAAAAUCGCAGUUAGGCCACUAAAAAGGUGUUAGACUCAGUAAAGUAAUAGUACUGUAUUUUCUAAUUAUAUGAGUGUGUUGGUGUACCAUUUAUGUUUAAAUGAAAUCUACAUACAGUAAAGUUCUCAUUUACUCCUUUUAGUUCUUUAGUUAAAGUAGAUUAGCAGAGCAUCAUACAAACUCAACCUCAAGGGUAGUCACAAUCUCAUUAAUAAAUCUUUUUUUUUUCCUUUGUGGGAUUAUGGUUCCCAGAAGGUACUCCUUCCUCUCUCUGAAGUUGAAGUCAUCAUUGUCAUAGUUCUCUGUUGUAUUGAGCUGAUGGAAACUUAUUCUCAAAGUAAUUUUUAAAGGUUUCUCAUGUUAUAUCAUACAAUGUUCAAUUUCCACAUUUCACCCUGAAAAUUAAUUGGACAGUUAUUAUUAAACAUCUAAAAUAAUAUGUUGCUGUCUGAACAGUUAACUAGAGACUGAUAUCUAGCCCUAAAUAAUUAGCUAUAUAUAUAUAUUUUAAAAACAUCACAAUCUGUGACAAGACUUUGCACUGUUUUAUUAUUUUCUUUUUCAAAUCUGCAUAGAAUUCAGUCAGGUAUUCAGCAAGUUCUCAACCUGGUGCUAUUUUCCCUCUGGGUUUUCUGUAUGUGCCAAGUUGUGGGAAACAAAAAAUCCUUUUUUAUUAUCUUUUAAGUUGAUUGCAAUAUUGUAUAUACUGCUAUUCUGAUCUAAAUUACUCACAUACUGUGAUAUGAUUUUGUGAAUACUCAAUUAUGUUGUGAUUAUGAAAAAUUCUCUGUACAUUAGUAUGAGAUCAUAUCA
Molecule: messenger RNA, 3002 nt
Organism: Menidia menidia (Atlantic silverside)
Lineage: Eukaryota; Metazoa; Chordata; Actinopteri; Atheriniformes; Atherinopsidae
Source: the annotation of a GenBank genome assembly